Molecule: messenger RNA, 709 nt
Organism: Exaiptasia diaphana
Lineage: Eukaryota; Metazoa; Cnidaria; Anthozoa; Actiniaria; Aiptasiidae
Exons: 6
Coding region: 84-512 (142 amino acids)
Source: RefSeq, a predicted model, not a curated record
AAGGACAAGUUAGUAAGGCAAUCAUUCAGUUGGAUUCAGCUAACAUCUGAUUAAACAUCUAAGGCAAGACAAACCCUGACAACAUGAAGAUUGCUAUUGCUUUACUUGUGGUGUUCUCAGCCGUGUUCAUGGCAGCUGCAGACGAGAAGGCAGAAGAAGCUGACAUUCAAGAGUUCUUGAGAGCCAAUGACCUGCCAGCGAAUGAUGUGGAGGAGGAGCCAGAAUUAGAUUUUCCGGAGAUAGAAAAGCGCAGAGUUAAUUCUACUGUCAAGCCUGUGGUCAUAGUUGAUAAGCUGAGCUACCGUAGCUGUCGGUACAUUCUUGAAAAAGGACUUUGCAAGUUGCACGCGAUACUGAGAAAACUAUGCCCUGCUCUGUGCCGCUGCAAGGACAUUUUGUCUAAGAGGAGCUGCGGAUUACUGAAGGAAGGUGGCUAUUGCAAGAACAACGCACUUGCAAGGACAAAGUGCCGUUUUACUUGCAGAACUUGCAUCCGGAGGUUCAUUGGAUAAAUCUUGUCAGCUGAAAACAACACUGGAUUGGACUCAACGUAAGAUUGCACCCAUUGCUAAGAUGAGAUUCAUGGACAUCUCAUCCCUCCUCUUUAGAAGGAAAAUACUAUUUGUAUUAUGAAGUCCUGGAUAUAACUCACACCUUUGUCAGAGCCACAUAUAACCUUUUUUAAAUAAAAUCACAAAGAAUUGAUUGA